This is a messenger RNA of Vitis riparia (riverbank grape), 3394 nucleotides long. RefSeq names its product probable leucine-rich repeat receptor-like protein kinase At1g35710. The record is from RefSeq and is a predicted model, not a curated record. Gene Ontology annotation, molecular function: protein binding; protein kinase activity; ATP binding. Bases 13 to 3138 code for a protein of 1041 amino acids. Gene Ontology annotation, biological process: protein phosphorylation. The transcript has 2 exons. Lineage: Eukaryota; Viridiplantae; Streptophyta; Magnoliopsida; Vitales; Vitaceae.
GACAAAUAUCAAAUGGGAAAAAUGGAGUGUGUGGUAUCUAGUGUUGUGGCGGUGCUGCUGCUGCUGCUGGUGCACACGGUGUCAAUGACUCAUGCUGCUUCAACUCAUUCAUCUACUGAUCACUCACAGGUUGUGGCUGAGGCUGACGCUCUGCGCAACUCCGGUUGGUGGAUACGGGCCGACCAGCCUGGAUCUAACCCUUGCAAUUGGGUGGGCAUAUAUUGUAAUGAGGGCGGGCAUGUCAUUGGGAUAAGCUUACGAAGUUCGCAAGUACCCGUAGGUGAGCUUAGUAAAUUAAAUCUUUCUUCACUUCCCAACCUCAAUUUUCUCAUCCUUUCUAAAAUGGGACUCAAUGGUAGCAUAUCAGACCAAAUAGGUAGUCUUACUAAACUCACCAAUCUUGAUCUUUCUCAUAAUCAACUGACUGGCCCCAUCCCACACCAAAUAGGUAGUCUUACUAAACUCACCAUUCUUGAUCUUUCUGAUAAUCACCUAAGCCUCAUCCCACACCAAAUAGGUAGUCUUACUAAACUCACCAUUCUUGAUCUUUCUGAUAAUUACCUUACUGACUCCAUCCCACACCAAAUAGUUUGUCUUACUAAACUCACCAAUCUUGAUCUUUCUGAUAAUCAACUGACUGGCUCCAUCCCACACCAAAUAGGUAGUCUUACUAAACUCACCAAUCUUGAUCUUUCUCAUAAUCAACUGAUUGGCCCCAUCCCACACCAAAUAGGUAGUCUUACUAAACUCACCAUUCUUGAUCUUUCUGAUAAUCACCUAAGCCUCAUCCCACACCAAAUAGGUAGUCUUACUAAACUCACCAUUCUUGAUCUUUCUGAUAAUUACCUGACUGACUCCAUCCCACACCAAAUAGGUAGUCUUACUAAACUCAGUCUUACUAAACUCACCAAUCUUGAUCUUUCUGAUAAUCAACUGACUGGCUCCAUCCCACACCAAAUAGGUAGUCUUACUAAACUCACCAUUCUUGAUCUUUCUGAUAAUCACCUGAUUGGCUCCAUCCCAUACCAAAUAGGUAGUCUUACUAAACUCACCAAUCUUGAUCUUUCUCAUAAUCAACUGACUGGCCCCAUCCCACACCAAAUAGGUAGUCUUACUAAACUCACCAUUCUUGAUCUUUCUGAUAAUCACCUAAGCCUCAUCCCACACCAAAUAGGUAGUCUUACUAAACUCACCAUUCUUGAUCUUUCUGAUAAUUACCUGACUGACUCCAUCCCACACCAAAUAGGUAGUCUUACUAAACUCACCAAUCUUGAUCUUUCUGAUAAUCAACUGACUGGCUCCAUCCCACACCAAAUAGGUAGCCUUACUAAACUCACCAUUCUUGAUCUUUCUGAUAAUUACCUGACUGACUCCAUCCCACACCAAAUAGGUAAUCUUACUAAACUCACCAAUCUUAAUCUUUCUGAUAAUCCACUGACUGGCUCCAUCCCACACCAAAUAGGUAGUCUUACUAAACUCACCAUUCUUGAUCUUUCUGAUAAUCACCUAACUGACCUCAUCCCACACCAAAUAGGUAGUCUUACUAAACUCACCAUUCUUGAUCUUUCUGAUAAUUACCUGACUGACUCCAUCCCACACCAAAUAGGUAGUCUUACUAAACUCACCAAUCUUGAUCUUUCUGAUAAUCAACUGACUGGCUCCAUCCCACACCAAAUAGGUAGUCUUACUAAACUCACCAUUCUUGAUCUUUCUGAUAAUCACCUGAUUGGCUCCAUCCCAUACCAAAUAGGUAGUCUUACUAAACUCACCAUUCUUGAUCUUUCUCAUAAUCAAUUGACUGGCCCCAUCCUACACCAAAUAGGUAGUCUUACAGAACUCACCUUUCUUCAACUCGAUCAUAACAAACUCAUUGGUGGCAUCCCUUCAUCUUUAGGCCAUCUCACUAAGUUGACUUCUUUGAACCUUGGUUGGAAUGAAAUCAAUGGAUCCAUCCCUCCAGAAAUUGGAAAUAUUAAGGAUCUAGUCUCUUUGGACCUUCAGGGUAACUUAAUCACUGGAGAGAUACCUUCAGUGCUAAAAAAAUUAAAGAGAUUAGAGUGCUUAGAUCUCUCGUAUAAUAGCCUAUCAGGCAACAUCCCGCCCUUUCUCACCAACAAUAGCAACUGGAGGACAAUUGAUUUAUCCAAUAAUUAUGAUUUGGAGAGUUAUACACCUUCCUUUCCCAAUGGAAGAGAGAAUGCCCAAGUUCCAACCGGAGACACAACAUCCCAACUCACCAUCAUCACCUCUUUGCUCCUCACCUUGUUUUUUGUAACCUUAAUACUUGGGUUGGCCUUCCUUUGGUGGAAGAAAAGAAAAGUUCAAUCAGAUUCAAUGGCAACCAAAAAAAAUGGAGAUUUGUUUUCCAUAUGGGACUAUGAUGGGAGAAUUGCUUUUGAAGACAUCAUCUCGGCAACAGAGGAUUUCGAUAUCAGAUAUUGCAUAGGCGUUGGAGGCUAUGGCAGUGUUUAUAGAGCACAACUUCCCAGUGGAAAAGUGGUUGCUGUGAAGAAACUUCAUCGAUCAGAAAUAGACGAGCCGGCAUACUUGAGAAGUUUUAAGAAUGAGGUACAGAUGCUAGGACAAAUACGACAUCGGAACAUUGUGAAACUUCAUGGUUAUUGUCUACAUAAUAGGUGCAUGUUUCUCAUUUAUAUGUACAUGGAAAGGGGAAGCUUGUAUUGUAUGCUGAGCGAUGAGAUUGAGGCUGUUGAAUUGGAUUGGGUUAAGAGGGUGAAUAUUGUUAAAAAUAUGGCCCAUGCAUUAUCCUACAUGCAUCAUGAUUGUAUCCCACCAAUCAUUCAUCGGGACAUAUCAAGCAAUAACAUCCUUUUAGAUUCAAAACUUGAGGGUUUUGUAUCAGAUUUUGGCACAGCGAGAUUAUUAGACCCUGAUUCCUCAAAUCAAACCCUUGUUGCUGGCACCAACGGCUACAUUGCACCGGAGCUUGCCUACACAAUGGUUGUGACCGAAAAAUGUGAUGUAUAUAGCUUUGGGGUGGUGGCACUAGAGACGAUGAUAGGGAAGCAUCCUGGAGAACUUAUCACUUCAUUAUCAUCAUCGUUAUGUCAGGAUAUAAUGUUGAGGGAUGUAUUAGAUUCACGUCUACCACUUCCUGAAGAUCUUCAAGUUGCUUAAGAUGUAGUUUUUGUGAUACUUUUGGCUCUCAAAUGCAUCCAUUCAAAUCCGAAAUCUCGUCCAACAAUGCAACAAGUAUCCUACAAACUUCUUAGUAACAUACCGUUUCCUAAGUCACCCUUUUAUGCAAUUUCCCUCCAUGAAUUGAAGAAUCAAGAAAUGUAAUUUAACAACUUGUGCUUGUUAUUUUUUUGUUUCUUCAUUGUGUUUGGAGGCUAUAAUAAAGAUGGAGAUGUCAUAAAGAACAUAUUCUUUU